CAUGUAUAGUGGGACACCUCCGUCCACCACCACCACCGUCAACCACCACAAUUCACAAUGCCAAAAGAGCUCGACCCCUCCACAAACGAAAAGCUCUUCAUCCUCGAUGCGCUAAAACAGGGACACCGCCUCGAUGGCCGCGAUUUCGACUCCUUCCGCCCCCUGGAACUCACGUUCGGUCGCGAAUACGGCCUCGCCGAUGUGCGACUUGGGAAAACACGAGUUCUAGCGCGAGUCUCAGCGGACGUCGUCCAGCCCUUCUCGGACCGGCCCUUCGAAGGGAUCUUCACAAUCACGACGGAGCUCGGUCCGAUGGCCUCACCGGCCUUCGAGACGGGACGAUCGACGGAGCAAGAAGUGCUUCUAGCACGUUUGAUCGAGAAGUCCAUCCGGCGAUCCAACGCGAUCGACACAGAGUCGCUCUGCAUCGUAGCGGGGCAGCGGUGCUGGCACGUCCGGGCGGACGUGCACUUCCUGAACCACGACGGGGGGCUGGUGGAUGCGGCGUGCAUCGCGGUCGUCGCCGCGCUGCAGCACUUCCGCCGCCCCGAUGUCAGUGUCGACGGCGAGCGCGUCACCAUACAUACCCUUGCCGAGCGCGUCCCCGUCCCGCUGUCGAUUCUCCACGUGCCGAUCUGCGUGACGUUUUCGUUUUUUGAGGGGGAGAAGAUGGAGGACGCUGAGGAGGGCGAGCCGCUGUUUCUGAUUGAUGCUGCGCUGCAGGAGGAGCAGCUGAGGGAUGGCGAUAUGACGGUUACUCUGAACAAGUUUGGUGAGGUCUGUCAGGUUGCGAAGGCGGGUGGAUUGCCUAUUGAGGCCGUGGCCCUGCAUAGGUGCAUGCGUAAGGCGCUGGUCAAGGUGGAGGAGAUUACGGCGUUUAUUGCGAAGAGGCUCAAGGAGGAUCACGACGAGAGGGUCAGGAGGGAUAACCUUCUGGAAAGUACGGCCGAAAAUGAACGGUAGAUCACCAUAAAUGACCAUGGCGCGAGUGAGAUCACACACACACACACACACACACACACACACACACACACACACAC
Molecule: messenger RNA, 1040 nt
Organism: Tricharina praecox
Lineage: Eukaryota; Fungi; Ascomycota; Pezizomycetes; Pezizales; Pyronemataceae
Product: ribosomal protein S5 domain 2-type protein
Exons: 2
Coding region: 58-963 (301 amino acids)
Biological process (GO): nuclear polyadenylation-dependent mRNA catabolic process; exonucleolytic trimming to generate mature 3'-end of 5.8S rRNA from tricistronic rRNA transcript (SSU-rRNA, 5.8S rRNA, LSU-rRNA); U4 snRNA 3'-end processing
Cellular component (GO): cytoplasmic exosome (RNase complex); nuclear exosome (RNase complex)
Source: RefSeq, a predicted model, not a curated record